Messenger RNA from Physella acuta, 1239 nucleotides. Its product is annotated as protein mono-ADP-ribosyltransferase PARP14-like. Gene Ontology annotation, biological process: negative regulation of gene expression; protein poly-ADP-ribosylation. The record is from RefSeq and is a predicted model, not a curated record. Gene Ontology annotation, molecular function: NAD+ poly-ADP-ribosyltransferase activity; transcription corepressor activity. Gene Ontology annotation, cellular component: nucleus; cytoplasm. Lineage: Eukaryota; Metazoa; Mollusca; Gastropoda; Physidae.
AUGAAUAAAAUUUCGUGUGAAUAUAAAAGGAACUUUUAUAUCUUGUCGACAGGUGGCGCUAAGAGCACAACACAACAGUCGUCUCCAAUGUACUCUACCCUAAAUUGUAGUAGCUUUGGGAACGUGCAGGUUAAAGUAAUCAACGGCGACAUAACAAAACAAAAGACAGAUGCAGUAGUUGUACCUGCAGACAAGUCUUUAGACUUAAGUAAAGGUAUAGUUGCUAGCACAAUAUUGAAAACCGGAGGAAAGGUGAUACAGGAUGAACUAAAAAAAAUGCAUCCCAAAGGAUUAAAAGAUUAUAAUUUUGCAAGAUGCAUCAAUGGAAACCUGAGCUGUAAAACAUUGUAUUUUACAUGUUUGCCCCACUACACUGACACAGAUCUCGAAACUGUAAAAAACAUGCUAAUAGAAAUCUUGUCAGAGGCAGAAUCCAGCCAAUAUAGCUCACUGUCUCUGCCCUGUAUCGGAACUGGAAACCUAGCAUAUCCAGCAAUGGAAUCAAAGCGUAUAAUUGUGGAAGCUAUCAAAAAAUUUUCAAAGACAAAUCCAAAAUAUCUACAUGAUAUAUAUAUUGUAGUUCAUCAUUCAGACGCUGGCUCUCUCCAGGAGUACGCAAAAGGAUUGAAAAUAGAAAGCACGUUGACACAAAUUUUUAACUAUAUUGGUUUCGGUAAAAGCAAUGAACCCAAGACCACUGAAAACUCAACUUAUCAGCAUGGAAAUGUUACUCUGACCUUAAAACUGGGUGACCUUACACGAGAAUCUUGCGAUGCUAUAAUGUGUUCAGUUUCUGAAAACAUGGACUUUCAAAAUUCAGGGCUGCUUUGCAAAAAAGUGGUAGAGAUGUGUGGCUCUGAGUUUGUUAAGGAAUGCAAAAAGAAAGGAAAUGACAUGCGACAAAGGGGAUUUAUUGCAAUGCCGUGCAAAAACUGGAAAUUAAAGUGCUUGCAAUUGUUUCUAUUGAAUUUGAAUCGAUAUGACCAUUGUUGGGACGUUGGAGUGUAUGAAAUAUUGGAAAAGGCUGAUGAGAUGGGAUUAACAACAAUAGCUUUACCUUUAUUCGGUGCAGGUUAUGAUGACAAUGUUAUAAAUGACAUUAGGACCGUGAUUCAUACAUUUGGAAUGAGCAAUCCUAAAAAUUUGAAAGAUGUAAUACUAUCACUAUAUACUAAGGAUAUUUACAACAAGAUUGAUAAUCUUUGCCGAGGUAAAUUUUUUACACUUACUGAGCAAUAG